AUGUCGAACAAAGUUGAGAAAUUCCGUAAGGAAGGAAAUGAUUUCUUCACAGCCGGAAAGUACUUUGCUGCUUAUGAUUCAUACAAGAAAGCUAUUGAAGAGUGUAAAAACGGCGAUAACACAACGCUUUCAAUAAUUUAUUCAAGCUUGUCAGCAGCAGCUUUAUUACUUGAGCGCAACUCUGAAGCUAUUGACACAGCUACGAAAUCAAUUGAGCUUGAUAAUAAAAACUCACGUGCGUACUUUAGAAGAGGAAACGCUUAUGCAACUAAUCUUGCAUGGGAAGAAGCUUACGAGGAUUAUUUGCAAGCAUCUAAGCUAGCACCAGCAACAAAAUACUUCAAAGACAGAGCAGACUUUGUUAAAACAAAAUUAAAUUCACCUCCUGAUUUAAUGGCAAAUGCUGGCCGAACACAAAUACCGAAACAAGAAGAUUUACCACAAGUCAUACCAUCUCCAAAACCAAAACCGGAAAUUUUACCAGCAAAACCACAAACAGCUAAAGAUUCAUCCGAAUUUUCACCAGAUUCGAUCAAAGCCAUGAUGAAAAAUAUGUUAAACGAUCAAAGGCCACCAGAGCAGACAGUUUUGUCAAUGAUUCGAAGAGUAAGAGAUUUAUAUUUUUCAUUACCAAACGUUGUCAACAUUACAGUACCAAAAAUACACGUUGUUGGUGAUACUCAUGGUCAAUUACAAGACGUUAUCAACAUUUUCGAAACACAUGGCUAUCCAAGUUCCGAAAAUCCAUAUUUAUUCAAUGGCGACUUCGUCGAUCGCGGUUCUCAAGGCUCAGAAAUCGUUAUUUCUCUCAUGGCAUGGAAGCUCUACGACAAUAAUUGCAUGUUCAUGAAUCGUGGCAAUCAUGAAACAGAUGCAAUGAACCAAUUGUACGGAUUCUAUAAUGAAUGCGAUGCCAAAUUCUCUAAAUCCAUAUUCUCCGAGUUUUCAAGGCUUUUCUGCGCGUUACCAAUUGCUCAUAUCAUUAACAAUAAAGUUAUUGUACUUCAUGGUGGUUUACCAAGUAGAACUAAUGAUAUUAACGUAAUUAAUCGCGAAAACAGAAACUGCCAGCCACCAGAUAACUCAAUUAUUGCAGAAAUUCUCUGGGCCGAUCCAAUGGAAGGCCGUGGCUUAGCUCCUUCCCCAAGAGGAGUUGCAAGACAGUUCGGUUCGGAUAUUACAGAGCAAUUCUUGCGCCAGAACAACUUAGAACUUCUUAUCAGAUCUCAUCAAGUCCAGGAGAACGGUUAUUGCGUAAUGCACUCCGGUAAAUGCAUUACUGUAUUUUCAGCACCAAAUUAUGUCGGAAAUAUGGGCAACAAAGGCGCAAUUGUUGAUAUUAAAUUUGAUGGCAAUGGAAAUAUUGCUUCUCGCGAGUUUAAGACCUUCACUGCUAAGCCAAUCCCAGAGAAAUACAAACCAAUGAAGUAUGCCGCAUUUUCAUUCUAUUGA
Messenger RNA from Trichomonas vaginalis G3, 1452 nucleotides. Its product is annotated as serine/threonine-protein phosphatase 5-related family. The record is from RefSeq and is a predicted model, not a curated record. Bases 1 to 1452 code for a protein of 483 amino acids. Gene Ontology annotation, cellular component: cytosol; nucleus. The transcript has a single exon. Gene Ontology annotation, molecular function: protein binding; protein serine/threonine phosphatase activity. Lineage: Eukaryota; Parabasalia; Trichomonadida; Trichomonadidae.